AUGCCCUUCUCCUUUUACUUGCACCUUAUAUUGCAGGAAAUUUUUGAACUGUAUCCUAAUAAUGAAGAAAAGCAACAUGUUAGGCAACGGCUUCUCCUGCCAGUAGAUCUUAUUGAAUUGUGCCUUACAAGUAAAAAUCGAGAGCUCUCCUUGAGAGCUUUUGAUGAUGACUGGGAAAGACUCUAUCAAACAUCUAUUGAUGAAGGGUGGAGUGAUGAAGAGACCUUACAGACUCUUAGAGAAACCAUACUUUUCCAGGCUUCUAGUAGGUGUAAUGGACCCGAAGCGGAAAAUUAUGAAGGAGGGUUUGAUGAAGUGCUACCGCUAAGGCAAGAAAAUCUAGAGCCUCCAACUUCAAAGGAUAUGGUUAGUUCAGUGGAAGCCAUUCUGAUGCAACACAAGGACUUUGCGGUUGCUGGAAAGUUGAUGCUGACUGCAAUCAUGCUAGGAAGCUAUCAGGUAGAUGCAGGAAUGGAAGAGAGUCCUACGCCUAUGGGGUGA
Molecule: messenger RNA, 501 nt
Organism: Ilex paraguariensis (yerba mate)
Lineage: Eukaryota; Viridiplantae; Streptophyta; Magnoliopsida; Aquifoliales; Aquifoliaceae
Source: the annotation of a GenBank genome assembly